CCCAAACAUUGACACGACACGACUCAUAUUGGACGCUCUCUAUGCUACCGCCGAUGCUCCGUUCAUGGCAGACUUUGCGGCAGCGCAGAAGCGCAUCCAGGAACGCCGUCUGGCACGAGCAGAAGCGCUGAACGCUGCCGAAAGCGCACAGCGCGAAGUACGAGCUGCCCAGUUGACACAACUCCCACCGACACUACGGACAUAUGCAUUCGACUUGAUUUCCUUUUGGGACAACAUCCGAUCUCCUUAUGGCACGCGACCAGCAUUUCGCGUGGGCCAAGUCGACGCCGAACUCCUCGACGAAGCAUUGCUGGGAUUAUUGAAGAAGCAGGCGGGGGAGGGAUUGAAAUACUUUGGCGCACACCUCAAAGAUGACUACGACUUGGAGAUCACCGCUGCUCUUCGCGCGGUCAUGUGGAAGCUGAGCAUCUACGAUCACGGACAGUCGUACGGAGCGAGCUUGCAGGGUCUGAAAUACAUUGACGCACGCGGAAACCCGGAUCCCAAUUUCACGCGCAAGGAAGCGACAACUUGGCAGAGAGUGGUGUAUGGUCUUCUGACAGUGGGUGGACGCUAUGGCUGGAGCAGAUGGGAAGACCGGCUCAGUUCGCUGGAGAAUGGCUACGAUGAACCCUCACCACUGAUCCGACGACUGUCCCGAUUCACCACAUUCGCGAGCACAUCUCACAACAUCGCCGCAUUCUGCUCAUUUCUCGUCUUCCUCUACAAUGGUCACUACCGAACACUUACCGACCGUCUCCUCCGACUCCGUCUCGUUCCCGCAUCCAACCAAACCUCACGCGAAGUCUCCUUCGAAUUUCUCAAUCGCCAACUAGUCUGGCACGCCUUCACCGAAUUUCUUCUCUUCAUUCUCCCAUUGGUUGGCAUAUCGCGUUGGAAGCGCUGGCUAGCACGAGCAUGGAAGAAGACCAAGAGCACGACGAAGCAGAUCUUUAGCACAAAACCCACGUAUGACGGAGAGGAUGAGGAGGAUGACAUACCAAAGGGCGAGUUGGCCUACCUACCCGAGCGGACAUGCGCGAUAUGCUACCAAGAUCAGAACCCAACAGGGGGACAGUCAGAGCAGGAGAUCAUGGCCAGUAGCGCAGCUGCAAAUAGCGGCAUUAUUGGAAGUUCCACGACCGAUAUCACGAAUCCUUACGAAGCGGACCCUUGCGGCUGUGUCUACUGUUUCGUCUGCCUGGCCCAACGCAUCGAGGCGGAAGAAGGUGAAGGUUUCAUUUGUUUGCGAUGUGGAGAGACGGUCAAGGAAUGCAGACCAUGGAACGGAGACGUUCUGAUUGAGAAGAGGUCAAGGAGGUUAACACAGAGCACAGGAGCGGCAGAGAGUCGGCCGCCUAGCAGGAGGAAAAGUGUAAUGUUUGAUCUGGACAACGAGAAGCAGGAGGAAGAAGAAGAGGAGGAGAACGAGAUUCCGCUGAGCACCGUGGAACCUAUGCCGUUGGAAGAGAGUCAGGCUUGGAGUGAAGUUAAUGGACACGACGAUGGCGAGGACGAGGAAGAAGGAGAUGACAGUGGGAGCGAGGACAUCAAUUACGAUGAUGAGGAUGAGUGAAGAUACCCGACAAUGCAUCAUGUUUCUCUUCUUUUCCAGCCGUCUUGCAAGGCAUUGUGGGUUCAGAGAGUGUGCGAAGACCGAAGUCCCAGCAAUCCCAUUCAGAACCACGACGCGGAGGCGUCCAAGUCUACGACCCUUCAUUGAAACCUACUGGGCCCUGGAAACGAGUCGACCAUCCGGCGCUGUCUCUACACGGAAGACGCUUGCUGCAGGCCCUUGUGCUCUAGAGGAGCGACAGCUGGACUGGACUUCUCCAGAGACGUCAACAGAUCGUGCUGCAGCUCCGAUCGAUGAUAGCAUGCGGUGACUUCCGAGCUGCAGCCAGACCUCAGAGCUCAGAGCUGCACACUCGGCCCAGAUCUGUGGCCUUCUCAGCAUAAUCAACUAUCGCGGGACU
Molecule: messenger RNA, 1976 nt
Organism: Cercospora beticola
Lineage: Eukaryota; Fungi; Ascomycota; Dothideomycetes; Mycosphaerellales; Mycosphaerellaceae
Product: pex2/pex10/pex12 family protein
Biological process (GO): protein import into peroxisome matrix
Cellular component (GO): peroxisomal membrane
Molecular function (GO): zinc ion binding
Source: RefSeq, a predicted model, not a curated record